UUAUAUAUGCGUUUUCUGUCGUUAAUGCCUGUCAGCUUUGACAAAAUGGAUGCUUAUCAUUGAUUCUCGCUGCUGGAAAGAGGCUUUUUAUAUCCUCAGAAUGCCCGGUUCUGUAUCGAUGAUUAUAAUUCUAGCUUCUAGUCUGUCUGUCCUUUGCGAGUGUCCUUCUGCCCAUUUCAAUAUGUCUCCCGGCCCCACGAAUAGUACCACAAUGUGGCCUCCUGGUACACUUCCUCUUGCGGAUAUCACUGCGUCCCAAGGAGGAGAGAUCAUUCUGCAGCCCCAGCCUUCGGACGAUCCCAAUGAUCCCCUCAAUUGGGCCCGAUGGCGCAAAGGUUUGAAUAUGGGAUUAGUCUGCUUUUAUGUUGCCAUGGUCGCCGAGCUCAUCAACGCAAAUUCUCCGACAUGGGGUCCCAUGGAGAAGGAACUUGGAUAUACCAACGAUAUCCUAAAUGACAGUUAUGCUGCUGGUUGUGCAGCUUUGGCAGUUGGCUCCGUUAUUCUGAUUCCCUUUGCACUCAAAUUUGGCCGUCGACCGUUGUAUUUACUAAGUACGAUGGUUCAGUUUGCCGUUUCGAUAUGGUCUGCUAAAAUGCAAACUGUGGGGGACUUAAUGGCAAUUAACGUUAUACAGUGCUUCUUUGGAAGUCUGGCGGAGGUCAUCGUCCAAAUGACUAUCGCAGAUCUCUUUUUCGUGCACCAGCGAGGAAGAAUGAAUUCUCUAUACGUCUGGACAUGGCUUCUUUCUAGUUACCUAGGAAUUCUUGUUGCUGGGUUUGUUGCUAGUGGCCUUGGUUGGAGAUGGAUUUGGUGGUUGAACGCCAUCAUCUUCGGCGUUAACAUUUUUGUUGUCGGCUUUGGAUAUGAAGAAACAAAGUUCUGUCCACCAGUUUCACUUCCAGCUGCAGAGGAGGUUCACCCAUUGAAUAUAAUGAUGAAGAAGGAAGACCGGAACCAAGACAUCAAGAAAGACGAGAACUUGGGGAAGCUUGAGAUCAAGCAAACAAAUGCGGACCAAGGCGCCCUAGGUCGUGCCUCAUUUGAAUUGCCCGAGAAAACACCCACAUCUACUCCUGUUACAAUCAACCGCAAUAUCCCCAUGAAGACAUAUUGGCAAACACUACGCCGUCAUCUACUAGCACGAACCACUCUUUCUUCCAGCAUAUGUAUCAGCCUCUCAUCAUUCUGGCAACAAUUCCCGCCGUCGCUUGGACGGCUCUUGUUUACGGCAUCUUGGUGGCACUGGGAGAUGUCAUGUCCACUACUAUGUCCGCAUACCUCCCUAAACACCCGUACAACUUCUCUCCCUAUCAGAGUAAUUGGGGUCACUAUUGGUGCGCUCAUCGUCGGCCCACUAAGCGAUUGGUGGAUUGUUUUUCUCUCUCGACGGCGCCAUGGGAUUUUCGAGCCAGAGAUGCGCCUAUGGUGUAUGAUUCCCUUUCUACCGUUUGUCAUCGUUGGUGCUCUUCUAUUUGCUAUUGGGCUUAAUGACCAUCGAUCCUGGCCUGUUAUUGCUGUCGGCUUGGCUUUAUAUAACGUCGGCGUGACCCCAAUUAACACCGUCACCGUCACCUACCUAACCGACUCAUAUAAAGAAAUAGUUGGAGACGCAAUCGUGGGUGUUACUUUCAUCCGGAAUUCCUUCAGUACCGCAUUCAUCUUCGCACUCGCCCCCUGGGUUGCAAAGGUCGGUCUCAAAAAUACCUUCAUCACUAUCUUGGUCAUGGCAAUUGCUAUUCUAAUGAUCUUCGUUGUCUUUCUUCGAUAUGGAAAGGCGAUCCGACGCAUAUUUGCUUCUCGAUACAUUCAUUAUGCAGCUCUCCAGUAUAAGGAAAGGGGCCUAGAUUAGGCUUGUUUAUAUUGGAGUAUCAUAUUUUGCCUGUGACUCGUUAAAGUUG
Messenger RNA from Talaromyces stipitatus ATCC 10500, 1898 nucleotides. RefSeq lists its product as uncharacterized. The transcript is spliced from 3 exons. The record is from RefSeq and is a predicted model, not a curated record. Bases 50 to 1849 code for a protein of 599 amino acids. Lineage: Eukaryota; Fungi; Ascomycota; Eurotiomycetes; Eurotiales; Trichocomaceae. Gene Ontology annotation, biological process: transmembrane transport. Gene Ontology annotation, molecular function: transmembrane transporter activity.